Molecule: messenger RNA, 5766 nt
Organism: Myiozetetes cayanensis
Lineage: Eukaryota; Metazoa; Chordata; Aves; Passeriformes; Tyrannidae
Gene: BARHL2
Product: BarH like homeobox 2
Exons: 8
Coding region: 282-1400 (372 amino acids)
Biological process (GO): regulation of transcription by RNA polymerase II
Cellular component (GO): nucleus
Molecular function (GO): RNA polymerase II transcription regulatory region sequence-specific DNA binding; DNA-binding transcription factor activity, RNA polymerase II-specific
Source: RefSeq, a predicted model, not a curated record
GCCGCCGAGAGGAGCUCGGUGGGCACGGGCGGGCGCGCCGCAGUGGCCGGUGUCCGCCCCGCUCCGCGCCCGCAACUUCCCGCAACAAAGUUGGGUAGCGGCGAGCCGGCCCGGCGGCGAUGUGGUGCUCGGCGGGGGCCCCGCGUUAGUGUCGCCCGCGCCGCCGGUGCGCUGAUUGGGGUAACCCAGUUCCGCCCCCCUCCACAUCCCUUCUCCUCCACCCCCGGUGAGACCCCCGCGGCCGCCCACGGGGAUGCGGACGCGGCGCUGAACGGUCCGCCAUGGAGGGGCCGAGCGGGUCCAGCUUCGGGAUAGACACGAUCCUGUCGGGUGGCAGCACCGGCAGCCCCGGAGUCAUGAACGGAGAUUUUCGCCCCCACGGCGACGGCCGGCCGGCGGAUUUUAGGAGCCAGGCCACGCCGUCCCCCUGCUCGGAAAUCGACACGGUGGGGACGGCGCCCUCGUCGCCCAUCUCGGUGAGCAUGGAGCACCCCGAGCAGCACCUGGGGGUGGCGGAAAGCCUCCCGCCGCCGCCGCACCACCUCCACCUCGGCCCGCACCCGCCGCCACCGCCGCCGAGUUUGCAGCCGUCGCCCCCGCAGCCGCCGCCGCCCCAGCUGGGCUCGGCCAGCUCCGGCCCCAGGACUUCCACAUCUUCUUUUUUAAUUAAGGACAUUUUGGGCGACAGCAAACCGCUGGCGGCGUGUGCACCUUACAGUACCAGCGUCCCCUCUCCCCAUCACACUCCCAAGCAGGAGGGCAGCGCGGCCCCGGAGAGCUUCAGGCCCAAACUCGAGCAGGAGGACGGCAAAGCCAAGCUCGACAAGCGCGACGACACGCAGGGGGACAUCAAAUGCCACGGGACAAAGGAGGAGGGCGAUCGGGAGAUCAGCAGCAGCCGGGACAGCCCGCCGGUGCGUGCCAAGAAGCCUCGGAAGGCACGGACCGCCUUCUCCGACCACCAGCUCAACCAGUUGGAGCGCAGCUUCGAGCGGCAGAAGUACCUGAGCGUGCAGGACCGCAUGGACUUGGCCGCCGCCCUCAACCUCACCGACACGCAGGUCAAAACCUGGUACCAGAACCGGAGGACGAAGUGGAAGCGGCAGACGGCGGUGGGCCUGGAGCUGCUGGCUGAGGCCGGGAACUACUCAGCACUGCAGCGGAUGUUCCCCUCGCCUUAUUUCUAUCACCCCAGCCUGCUGGGCAGCAUGGACAGUACGACGGCGGCCGCGGCGGCCGCAGCCAUGUACAGCAGCAUGUACCGGACUCCCCCCGCACCGCAUCCCCAGCUCCAGCGGCCACUGGUGCCGCGGGUGCUGAUCCACGGGCUGGGGCCCGGUGGGCAGCCGGCCCUCAACCCCCUGGCCAACCCCAUGCCCGGCACCCCGCACCCUCGGUGAAACGGCACCGCGGUCCCCGCAACGAGCCCUUCCCCUCCCCGUCCCCAAACAAGCCCCAGCACCGCAGAGGAGGAAGCGAGGGGAAGCCGAGGGGCAGGAGCUUCUGCAGGCAGCCACCGGCCACCGAGGGAGGCGAUCAGUCAGAGCAGGGACUCUUGAACCGUGAACCCAGAGCCAAGCCCGUAAGUGAAACGACCACACGCGGGGGAAGGCGGGCAGAGCCGCGGGGCGACCCGCCGACCUCGGCUCCUGCGAGGCAGGACUUGGAGCUCGGAGAGAGAGAGGGACGGAGGGGGUGGAGGAGGAAGAGGGAGAGGGAGCCCGAGCCCGCCGGAGAGACUAACGGCUGCGGAGGACGGAGGGAAUGAGAGCGCCUCGACCCCCGCCCGGCAGAGAAGACCGGGGAAACGGAGAACUUUGCACUGAUUUUUCUCAUGACCUUUUUUUUUUUUUCUUAUUGCAAAGUGGCAUGCUCCCUAAUGCGAACAGAAUUGUACAGACCGAGUGCUGAGUGCUAUAUCAUAUUUAUUAUAUGUCGUCCAAAAAAAGGAGAAAAAAUUUCACUUCUAUACGUUAGUUUAAAACGAACGAACGUGGUUCUUCCCUAUCCCUUUUCAUGUCUUUUUGGAUUCAGUAAAAUAAAUGCUUAGAUGAUAAAAUAUAGAUUUUUUUUUGUGACUGAAAAAUUACAGGGGAAAGCAAAGCAAAAAAGAAAUAAACUUUAUCUUUUUUUUAACAAACUUGAAAAUUCAAGGUAGCUAAUUUCUCCGUGACAAGAACUCAAGAAAUUCAGAGUAGAAAAGGCAGAUGCCACUUUUUAAUUUUCAGUAUUAUACUGAAUAUAUUUUGAGUUUUAGGCUUGUUGUUUCUUAACUGGCGCUGUUUUUCCCUAUCUGUAUUUUAAAGGAAAAUCAAAUCCCCCUGCAGGUGUCGUGCCCCUCGCUGUUAUUUUAAGCACCUGGGCAGGGUGGCGGCGGGUAGAGGCUCUGGCCCUUGGGGGCGGGCGCGACGGGACCGUGCAGGACGUGGGGAUGUGGCCCCGGCCCGGCAGCUGUCUCUGCACGGAGCUGGGACAGGCAGCGAGCGCCGGCGGUCGGGAUGUGGUCAUACAGUGUCUCUCUAUGGACAAAUCCAGAAAGCUGCAAGGAGCUGGUAGCUAUGGGUUAUCCUCUUCUGCGUGGGAUUUCUAAGUUGUUUCCAGCCUUGUGGCGUCACGGCAUAAAGAGACGUGCUCAUGGGGAAGAAGCUUACCUUUAUCUUCUACAUAUGAAGCUGACUUCCCAUUGGAUGGAGAUCUGUUCUUGACGUAUUUCAGAACCAGAGAUCAUAUCAUGGUACACAAGAAAUCUGAUUCUGCAGAACUGCAAAAUCCAAAGAAGAUAAUGAAAAUUCAUAAAGAAUUGAUAAAAAGAAGAGGAAGGAUAUUCCUGAAGAAGCAGUUUCUGUAGGAGAUCUGUAGGAGAGCUUCUAUUACAGAAGUACUUCAUAAUAAGAUAUCCUUAAAGCACUAGAAGUGAUAACCAUUCAAGCUUCCCACAAGUGCAUUGCCACAGGAGUCACGAUUUGUGAAGAGAACGUAGAUGUGACAGGAAACAGCUCACAGGUUUCUUGAUCACUACAGAACAAACCAGCAUUAAUGGCAGUUUGCAAUAUCAAAAGCUUAUCAAGCAUGAUGUGGCCUUCCAAGACUCUGUCCUUAGCAUGCUCUGGAUCGCCCUGUCCACACAUGGCUCUGCUUCCACUGCUGCUAACGGACUGCUGGGGGAACAUACCAACUGACUUCAUGAAAUGCUUUCCUUGAUGAGAUCUUCUUCCAGCUUGCCUGUACUAAAUAGCUGAUGGCUUCCUGCAACCUUUUGGACCCACACUUCAUUUUCUUGUACGCUACAGUCGAGUUCCCUCGUCUUGCCUUGUUAUGAGCCAGCACAUGAUGGGUGAGCUCCCAGCAUGCCUUGAGGUACAUCAAGAGCAACAGAGAAAUUAAGACAGCAGAUCUACUUCAGCAAAUUAGCAGCAACAGCAGGCUCUGUUGAGGAAGUUCUUUUGCAUGCCAUCAUUUUAGUUUUUCACUAUGGAGUAGUUCUAAAUGGCAUUUAUAUUUAAGUCAGUUUAUUAUAUUAUUCCAGCCAUAUAAAGAUGUACUAAAAAUUUACCAGCUCAGGCACAAAAUCUACUCACCCACUCUUUUCCAAGGUGAUGAUAAUGGACCUCCUCCCUUUUCCUGCCUUCUUCCCUCAAAUUAUUAUAUUCUGCUUGCCUGUCGAAACAAAUCACCCAUCUUGGGUGAAUAAAAUUUUGCAAGGCUGCAGUAUGCAGAAUGACACAGUUGUUGGGGUUUUUUUACACUUUUUGCAAUUGCUCUCUGCAGAAGAUUUCAUGCUCCUUCCUUAAUUUUUGUAUGCAAGCCAUUUACUGAAUUCUGACACAUAUAACUUUGAUGCAACUCUGACAAUGCAACACCAUUUUUCUUCUAUGAAGAAUACUUUUGACAUUAUUUUCUGAUAAUUUCUUUAAUUAAAUCAAAAAAGUAACCAGAAAAGAAUGGCUUAGAUCAAGCUUUUCUUUUUGUGCCCUCAGUUUCAAAGUUCUUCCCCACAUUUUUGCACUCAAUGGAAAUUUUAGCCAAAUAAAGUUGUUAGAAAUUACAUUUUACUGUGGUGUUUGUACACAGACCAGCAUGUCCAGUACUGGGCACUGAGGGGUGACUGGUUUUAAAGGACCAAACUCUGCCUGAUAGAAAAGACUGAUAGCAGCUGGACAGGAUACAUCCUGCUCCUGACCUCCUCUGGCCUUUAGGUACCUCAAUAUCAACAAAAAAUAUUUAACCAUCACCCACUCGAGCUGUGGUGUGUGAGGGGAUAUGGAUUGGUCUCUUUCACUGACAUGUUCCAAAAGGAACAGCAUGAAACCUGAGUUCCUGCCAACAUUUCUGGGUGUCCUAUGAGCCACCUACCCUACAGCUUUUCCUGCAGGAGGAUUUUUCUCCCCUUUGUGAAGCAACUCACCACAAUAAACUUCCAACAUUUGCCCCAAACCAAGGACUUGGUUGUGCAUUUUGCAAAUGUGUUGUUUUGGGCACUUUACCUGCUUUCUUUUCUAUUCAAAAAUCAACAUGACACUUGCAAAGUAGCUCUUUUCCUCACUUCCUUGCCUCCUGCAUUGUCAGAGAUGCUGAAAAUCAAAAAUAAAGUAAUCAGUUAUUUUAAGCCAAAGCUUGAAAGGGUAUUAAUUCAAUGGGAUAAACUGCAGUUAAGUAACUUUUAUCAAGCAAGCUGGGUUAGAUAGUUAAAAGAAAGAAAAAAAACCUCUAGAAAACAUACAGUAGGUAGCAGUUUAUGUGUCAAGAAAACUGAGAGAAAUUUUGACACUCUGAUGUCUAGCAGAUAGCACUUAAAUCAUUUUUCUCCAAACUUCAGUCAUAAAACUUCAAAGAGUUUUAGCCAUAAUACAAAUUUUUAGACUAAGAAGCGGUGUUUGAAGUUAUUUUAUAGGAUUUUGCUGUAAGGGCUCAAAUUGAUUUGUAGUAAGAUAAAAGAAGAAAACUUUAUUUUCGAAGCUUUGUCGGAAAAAGCUUAGCUUCCAUUGGCCGUUUUGCCAAUAUGCCUUGAGGGGAUGAUGAUGUCGACACGGAUAUUAUAUGCCUAUACGAACUGAACUGAGUUUACACCUCCUGCUGUUUGUGUUAUGGUUAAAAUCUGUCACAAAACUGGCAGUGAUUUAUUAAAUGUUUAAUGAAGUAAGACAAAAACUUCAAGAACUACAAACGGAAAAGUAGAACAUCACAUUAAAGUAUAAUAAUAUAGGUUACACUUCUGAUUUUUUCAUAUUUCUUUUGCUAAAAAUGUGAAAAACACAAUUAGAAAUCAAGGCAGUAUCAAAAGAUUAUGGGGUGUCACAGAUCAGUCUACCAAAGGUUGUGCUUUGCUUGUUCACUUUUUUCUUUCUAAACAGAGGAAUGAAAAAAAGAAUAUGAAAUAACAGUAUUCUCACAAAAAAACCACAACAAACCAACACAAAGCAAAACUCAAGCCAGCAUUAUAGAGUAUGAAGUCUCAGCCACAGAAAAUUUUCCCUGUUAGGUUUUCAGACGAUCAAUAACAAAUGUGACUCAGUGCUAUUUCACUAUUGCUUCAUGUCUUCAGUUAGAAGAAUAUUCUCCAUGUUGCACAUUUUAAUGAUGUUUUUCUAAUAAACUAUUUUUAAUUUUACCUAAUGAACUUAAUUGGAAUUAUUAUUUAUGUUAGAAAGUAAUUCUUGAAUGCAAAUCUCCAAUUUAUGUUAUUUUCCAAUAGCUUUCAGAAAUUAUCUCUACUUGUGAUACAACUUUAUGUUUUCCAUGUUCUAAUAAAAGACAAUAUUUGUAUAA